This is a messenger RNA of Marmota flaviventris (yellow-bellied marmot), 1301 nucleotides long. It is a transcript of the gene Igfbp5, whose product is annotated as insulin like growth factor binding protein 5. Lineage: Eukaryota; Metazoa; Chordata; Mammalia; Rodentia; Sciuridae. The record is from RefSeq and is a predicted model, not a curated record. Gene Ontology annotation, cellular component: extracellular region. Gene Ontology annotation, biological process: regulation of insulin-like growth factor receptor signaling pathway. Gene Ontology annotation, molecular function: insulin-like growth factor I binding; insulin-like growth factor II binding; fibronectin binding.
GCUUUAGGGUGAGCAAUUGUGUGACUUUUCCCCCUUGCAAUUCUGACCAGGUCCUUCUGGGGGGGUUCUCUAGCCUCCGCGCACUCUGAGUGCACCUGGCGCGACUCCUUUUCCCCCCUACCUGUUGCAAGUCUUUAAUCUUUGCAAUUGGGACUUGCUCGCAGGCACCUCGAUCCUCCUUCUCUCCCCACAUUUUGCAAGUGUCUGGGGGAGGGCAUCUGCUCUACCUGCCAAAGAUUUAAAAAAAAAAAAAAAUCUCCGGACGCCCUCUUGGCACCUUUCUCUUCUCCCCGCACUCUCGCUCUCCUGCCCCGCCCCGAAGUAAAGGGAGACUCUGAGAAGAUGGUGCUCACCACGGUCCUCCUGCUGCUGGCCGCCUAUGCGGGGCCGACCCAGGGCCUGGGCUCCUUCGUGCACUGUGAGCCCUGCGACGAGAAAUCUCUCUCCAUGUGCCCCCCCAGCCCUCUGGGCUGUGAGCUGGUCAAGGAACCAGGCUGCGGCUGCUGCAUGACUUGCGCCCUGGCAGAGGGGCAGUCGUGCGGCGUCUACACUGAGCGCUGCGCCCAAGGGUUGCGCUGCCUCCCCCGGCAAGAUGAGGAGAAGCCGCUGCACGCCCUGCUGCACGGCCGCGGGGUUUGCCUCAACGAAAAGAGCUACCGCGAGCAAGCCAAGAUCGAGAGAGACUCUCGUGAGCAUGAGGAGCCCACCACCUCCGAGAUGGCCGAGGAGACCUACUCCCCCAAGAUCUUCCGACCCAAACACACCCGCAUCUCCGAGCUGAAGGCCGAGGCAGUGAAGAAGGACCGCAGAAAGAAGCUGACCCAGUCCAAGUUCGUCGGGGGAGCCGAGAACACCGCCCACCCCCGGGUCAUUGCUGCCCCUGAGAUGAGGCAGGAAUCGGAGCAGGGCCCCUGCCGCAGACACAUGGAGGCCUCCCUGCAGGAGCUCAAAGCCAGCCCACGCAUGGUGCCCCGGGCCGUGUACCUGCCCAACUGUGACCGCAAAGGGUUCUACAAGAGAAAGCAGUGCAAGCCUUCCCGUGGCCGCAAACGCGGCAUCUGCUGGUGCGUGGACAAGUACGGGAUGAAGCUGCCCGGCAUGGAGUACGUGGACGGCGACUUCCAGUGCCACGCCUUCGACAGCAGCAACAUCGAGUGAUGCGUCCCUUCCCCAUCCUUCCCUGGUCCCCUCCCACCCCCAGCCCUGACUCCGGCCAGCGCCUCCCUCCACCCCAGGACGCCACUCAUUUCAUCUCAUUUAAGGGAAAAAAAAUAUAUAUAUAUAUACUUUUUUUGAGGAAA